This is a messenger RNA of Euleptes europaea (tarantolino), 2366 nucleotides long. RefSeq names its product hydroxysteroid 17-beta dehydrogenase 4 (gene HSD17B4). NCBI's taxonomy places the organism in Eukaryota, Metazoa, Chordata, Lepidosauria, Squamata, Sphaerodactylidae. The coding region runs from base 20 to 2236 and encodes 738 amino acids. The transcript has 24 exons. Gene Ontology annotation, molecular function: oxidoreductase activity. The record is from RefSeq and is a predicted model, not a curated record.
CGCGGGUCUUUGGUGCGGGAUGGCGUCUCCGCUGAGGUUUGACGGGCGGGUGGUCCUGGUGACUGGUGCCGGCGGAGGAUUGGGCAGAGCAUAUGCUCUGGCUUUUGCUGAAAGAGGAGCUUCUGUGGUUGUGAAUGAUCUUGGAGGUGACUUCAAGGGACAGGGGAAAAGCUCCUCAGCUGCGGACAAAGUUGUUGAAGAAAUAAGAGCCAAAGGUGGCAAAGCAGUGGCUAAUUAUGAUUCAGUGGAAGCUGGUGAGAAGCUUGUACAGACAGCACUGGAGGCGUUUGGGAAGAUAGAUAUUCUGAUCAAUAAUGCUGGCAUACUGAGGGACCGUUCAUUCACUAGGAUAAGUGAUGAAGACUGGGAUAUCAUUCACAAAGUUCAUUUGAGAGGAUCCUUCCUGGUAACCCGAGCCGCAUGGAACCAUAUGAAGAACCAGAAUUUUGGAAGGAUAAUUAUGACUUCCUCUGCUGCUGGAAUUUAUGGCAACUUUGGUCAGGCAAACUACAGUGCUGCCAAACUUGGUCUUCUAGGUCUUUCAAACACACUUGCAGUUGAAGGCAGGAAGUACAACAUCCAUUGUAACACAAUUGCUCCUACUGCAGGAUCCAGACUGACUGAGACGGUCAUGCCUCCAGAUAUGCUGGAUGCUUUCAAGCCAGACUAUGUGGCUCCCUUGGUUCUUUGGCUUUGCCAUGAGAGUUGUCAGGAGAAUGGUGGACUUUUUGAGGUUGGAGCUGGAUGGAUUGGAAAAUUACGGUGGGAACGAUCUGAGGGAGCUAUUGUCAGACAGAAGAACCAUCCGAUGACACCAGAAACAGUGCAAAAUAAAUGGGAAAAGAUCUGUGACUUCAAUAAUUCCAGCAAACCUCGAACUAUCCAAGACUCAGUCGCCAUACUGCAUGAUGUACUGAGCCAAAUAGAUUCUCAGGAUGUCUCACUGAAUCCCACCAGCCACACUGGAUCAGCAGCCUCUUCAGGCUUGGACUCUGCAAAGUCUGUAGGUCAGAAGUUGCCAUCUGUUGAAUACAGUUACAGUCAUUUGCAGCCAAUUUUGUAUGCGCUUGGUGUGGGCAUGUCUACAAAAGAUCCAGACCACCUGAAAUUCCUGUUUGAAGGGAGUGAAGAGUUUUGUUGUCUUCCUACGUUUGGUGUUAUACCGGCUCAGGCCUCUAUGCUUGACGGGGGAUUGUCUAGUGUUCCAGGACUCAACAUUGAUUUUACAAAGGUGUUACAUGGCGAGCAAUAUUUAGAAUUGUAUAAACCACUGCCAACAUCAGGAAAGCUAAUUUCAGAACCCACCAUUGCUGACAUUCUUGAUAAAGGCUCAGGAGCAGUUAUACUUUUAGAUGUUUACACAUACUCUGGGAAAGAUCUUUUGUGCUACAAUCAGUUCUCCAUCUUUGUUGUUGGAGCGGGAGGUUUUGGUGGAAAACGAUCAUCAGAGAAAGCCAAGGCCCCAGUAAGCCCACCUAAAAGACCACCAGAUGCUGUACUCACUGAUGUCACAACAGUCGAUCAGGCUGCUUUAUAUCGGCUUAGUGGGGACUGGAAUCCUUUACACAUUGAUCCUGGUUUUGCUGCUCUUGGGGGAUUUCAGAAGCCCAUAUUGCAUGGACUUUGUUCUUUUGGAUUUGCUGCCAGGCAUGUUUUGAAACAUUUUGCAAAUAACGAUGCAGCCAGGUUCAAGGCAAUUAAGAUUCGUUUUGCAAAACCAGUCUUUCCGGGGCAAACUUUGCAAACAGAGAUGUGGAAGGAAGGCAACAGAAUUCAUAUUCAAACUAAGGUCAAAGAGACUGGGGAGGUUGCCAUUGCAGGAGCCUAUGUGGAUCUGACACCGUCCUCUGAUCAACCGUUGGCUAAGGAGCCUGUUCAGGCAGCAGGAUUGCAGAGUGACCUUGUGUUUGAAGAAAUUGGUCGUCGCAUCAAAGAACUCGGAAACCAACUGGUGAAGAAAGUAAAUGCUGUAUUUCAGUGGAACAUCACUAAGGACAACAAGACUGCUGUGCAGUGGACCAUUGACUUGAAGAAUGGCUCUGGAGAGUUAUAUCAAGGACCCGUCCGUGGUAAAGCAGAUACCACUUUCACCUUGUCAGAUGAAGACUUCAUGGACCUGGUACUUGGCAACAUCAAUCCACAAAAGGCAUUCUUCUCUGGAAAACUCAAAGUUAAAGGAAACAUCAUGCUGAGCCAGAAACUGGAGACGAUUCUCAAAGACUACGCAAAGCUGUGAAUUCCCUGCUGGAUUGAAUUAGCCUAGGAAGAAGAAAGGAGCAGUUCCCUCUACAGAAUGACACCCUAAAACCUUAUGCAAAUUCUGCAUUAGAUACCUUCUGAUAGACUUUACCACUAAUGUGCAAGUU